AUGUCUUCACCACGCGAACAGUUACUGCUCAUACUCGCUCAAGCCGCUUCACAACAACAACCAGAGUUGUUGAAAAGUGCUGAGGCAACAUUAAAAGAGUGGGAAACGGCUCCCGAGUUUCAUUAUACCCUACUGGACAUAGUCUAUGAUAAAACCAUUGAACAAAGUAUUCGCUUCCUAGCUGCCAUUUAUCUCAAAAAUGGAAUUGAUAAAUACUGGCGAAAAACUGCCAAGAACGCUAUAAGACCAGAGGAGAAAACGCAAAUUAAAAGUCGGCUACUCUCAUUUAUGGACGAGGAAAUCAAUCAGCUAGCAAUGCAAAAUGCAAUAUUGAUUUCUAAAAUUGCUCGGCUUGACUAUCCGAAAGAAUGGCCUGAUCUUUUACAAAAUCUGUUGAAAAUUAUACAUUCAACUAUAAACUCUAUGGGAGAUUAUCAAUCACAAUUAAUUCAGAAACGAUUAUUAUUAACGCUACAUCUCACAGUAAAGGCACUAUGCUCUAAAACCUUUGCCCCUGAUCGAAAGAUGCUAGAACAGAUCGCGCCAGAUUUACUUCGAGAUGUUGGCAGCGUAUUUUUCGAACAUGCAAAUCGAUUUUAUACGUUAUUAUCUUCUAGUAAUGAUGUUUCUCAAAUAACUGUGGAGCUGGAAACUUCAAUUUUAGCAUUGAAAUGUCUUAGACGAUUGAUUACUCACGGAUUUCAAGAUAUUAGUGAAAUAGAUCAAGCAAAGGCAAAAAAUAUCUUUAUGAUCUACUCUAUUCGUGGAAAUUCAAUGCAAGACACCGAAUCUCCGAUUUUCGCUUUUAUCGAAUCUCACAUUACUCUUAUUGGUAAACUAUAUAUUGAUUUACAAAUGAUGCACCCGAUCCCAUUUGCGCUUACACCGCGGACUAUGGAGAUUUUAAAAUAUUAUUGGCAAGUUCUCGUUGCGCAUGGACCAUCUUAUGAUCAAGGAGUGAUCAAGAAAUCUUCUUACAAUCAAAAUUCACGAGGGCUUGAUAAGUCAAAAAUAACAGCAGCCAUUAAAACAGUAGAUGAUGAACUUCUUACGCCAGAGUUUAUAACUUCUUGCGCUGAGAUCUUGAUAUCACGGUUUCUGAUUUUAAUGAAGGAAGAUUUGAGCAUGUGGGAGGAAGAUCCAGAAGGUUGGGUGAAUUCUUCAGAGGCUGAUCAUUGGGAAUAUCAAUUAAGACCAUGUGCAGAAAAAGUAUUUAUGGAAUUAUUAAUGCAAAACCGAGAAAUUUUAUCACCUCUUAUAAUCAGAUUAUUAGAAAAUGUUGCAUCAAUCUCUGAAGAGAAUAGUUUACUACUAAAAGAUACUGUAUACUCAGCUGUUGGACUUGGAUCUCAUGAGUUAUAUGAUGUAUUGGACUUUGAUAGUUUCCUGGUCAAUCAUUUAGUCAACGAAGUUGGUAAUCGUAAUCCAAGUUUCAAGAUAAUUCGUCGUCGUAUUGGUUGGUUGAUUGACGAAUGGGAUUUUGAUGCGAGCGUUUUCUCUGAAUAUCUCGAUCGUACUGUCGCAUCAUUGACUCGAAUUAUGAUGAUUGUAGAACAAUUUGAUACUCGGACGAAGAUUUUAAAUUGUUUAUCUGUUAUAAUAGAACGGAUGGAAGAACAGAUUGCUCCGUUUACUCAACACAUAACAUCAUUGUUACCACCCCUCUGGGAUGCUUCACGACAAGAACCUUGGUUUAAACCGUCUAUUUUGACCAUUCUAACUAAACUAGUGGGGGCUUUAAAGGAAAACUCGAGUAAUCUCCAAGAGUUUAUAAUACCUCUAUUGCAGUAUAGUAUCAAUCCUAAUAUAGAAGAAAAUGUCUAUUUAUUAGAAGAUGCAUUGGAUUUAUGGCUUGCUAUCCUUCAAAAUACCGAGCAAUGCACACCCCUUUUAUUUGAACUGGUGCCUUCCGCCAUUGCAUUGUUAGAACUCGGAUCGGAAACAUUAAAAAGAAUUUUAAAAACUUUAGAAAGUUAUAUUAUCCUUGUGCCUGAAAUGAUGAUCCAGGCUUUUGGACAUCCUAUUUUGGAUGCAUUUACGCGUCUUCUAGGCGAUCUUCAAACAGAAGCAUGCAAUUUUAUUAUUCAUGUGAUUGACACAAUAUUGCAGGCAUGUCCGAUUCAAUUAACGGGCGAAAAUUUAAUUGGUACUGGUCUGCUAUGGAAGCUUAAACAACCUUAUAAUGUUGUCGGUUAUAUAUCAAUAUUUGCUCGAAUUACUAUAAGUGAACCAAAUUAUUUUUUACAAUUUAUUGCUAUUGCCAACCAACAAUCAAAUCCUCAUGGGGACGCAUUGCUCGAAAAAAUAUUAGAUGUGUGGAUUAUAAGGUUUGACAACAUUGCACAUCCAAAGCAAAGGAAACUGAACGCUAUGGCAUUCACCGCUUUAAUCGCCACCACAAAUCCCAUCAUUCUGACGCGUUUACCACAUUUUAUUAGUAUCUGGUGUGAUGUCUUAAGCGAAGUUCGAGAAACUGGUGGAGGAGACGCUUUAGUUUAUUGGCAACAAGAACCAACUGAAAAUAAGGAAUUUGUUAACGAAGAAGAAACUGCCGAAACUAAGAGACGCAGAGCGUUACUACAGCGUGACCCGGUUCACAGUACCAACUUGAUUCAAUAUAUUCAGGCAAAACUAACUGAAUGCGAGACUUUAAAUGGCGGGCCGGACUCAUUCCGACAACAAUAUUUAGUUUCUAUCGAUAAUGUCUUGUUGGAUCAGUUUUAUAGUCUAAUGUCUUGA
This is a messenger RNA of Ambispora gerdemannii, 2739 nucleotides long. The record is from the annotation of a GenBank genome assembly. Lineage: Eukaryota; Fungi; Glomeromycota; Glomeromycetes; Archaeosporales; Ambisporaceae.